GCCCCUUCAUCCAGACGACAGUGCAGCUGCAGGCGAAUGGCGUCCAGGAGAGCGUCAAGUUCAGCACCAACGUGCCGGCAGCGCAAGCCAGUGGCACCACCGUGUGCUCCGACCUCACCUCCAGCUCCGGCCUCCGCGGCGACACCAAGAUCAGCGUUCAGUGGAGCUCCUACGGUCUUCAAGGGGCCGGCAUUGGCAUGUGCAAAAGCGUUUCGUUUUACACCAACCCCGGCUGCACGGACAAGCCUGGCCUCACGAUCCCGCGUCCUGCGAAGGAUGGUGAUUCCUACCACAACACAGACAGGACUGUCAAAGCGAUGGAUUUGCCGGGAUCAGUUGGCUGUGAGAUCACCACGUGUCACAAGGACUGCGGAUCUGCUGGGUGCGUUGUGAAGGACGGCACGCCCCAGUGCCAGUGCCCCUGGGGCCUCGUGUUCAAUGAGGCUCAGAAGAUCUGCAGCGAUAAGAAUUUCAGUCCUGCUAACAACCCCUGCAAGACGGGCACACUGAAGUGCGAAAUGAACUCCAUGUGCGUUGUGAAGAACGGGCAGGGGAUGUGCCAGUGCAACAACGGCUACACCAAGGCGAACGGCCUCUGCACUGCCAUGUGCAAGCCGGCCUGCCCUGCUAAUGCACAGUGCUCGGUGGUGGGAGGAAAGGCGCAGUGCCAGUGCAAGGCGGGUUACAAAAUGGACAAGAGCAAGAGGCAGUGCAAAGCCGCAUGUUCAUCUGCCUGCCCUGCUAAUGCCCAGUGCAAGAUGGUGCAAGGAACGGCACAGUGCCAGUGCAAGACGGGAUUCAAAAUGGAUAACGGCAGGAACAAGUGCACACCCGCAUGUUCAUCUGCCUGCCCUGCUAAUGCCCAGUGCAAGGUGGUGCAAGGAAGGGCGCAGUGCCAGUGCAAGCAGGGGUUCAAGAUGGACACGAGCAAGAACAAGUGCACAAUGCAAGGUGGUGCAAGGAACGGCGCAGUGCCAGUGCAAGCAGGGGUUCAAAAUGGACACGAGCAAGAACAUGUGCACACGUAA
Messenger RNA from Closterium sp. Naga37s-1, 1028 nucleotides. Lineage: Eukaryota; Viridiplantae; Streptophyta; Zygnematophyceae; Desmidiales; Closteriaceae. The record is from the annotation of a GenBank genome assembly.